Messenger RNA from Paralichthys olivaceus (Japanese flounder), 4102 nucleotides. NCBI's taxonomy places the organism in Eukaryota, Metazoa, Chordata, Actinopteri, Pleuronectiformes, Paralichthyidae. The record is from RefSeq and is a predicted model, not a curated record.
UGUCCCACUGUUUGCCUAGAUAACCAGUUCAGAAUGUCUAUCCUGGAGCGCUUGGAGCAGAUGGAGAGGAGGAUGGCGGAGAUGGCCAGCCACCAGCAGCCGAGCAGUGCAGGGAGUGGCGGAGCUGGGGGAGGGACAGGAGGGACAGGGGGAGGUGGCGGAGGAGGUGGAGGAGGCGGGGGCAACAACAGCCAGUCACAGUGUGUGACUGGCCAGAUUCAAGCAGGCAGCUCUUUUGAGAGCCGCGUCGUGGUGGUCUGUGAGAAGAUGAUGAGCAGAGCUUGCUGGGCCAAGUCCAAACAUUUAAUCCACUCUAAGACCUUCCGAGGCAUGACACUCCUUCACCUGGCUGCCGGCCAGGGAUACGCCACCCUCAUCCAGACACUCAUCAAGUGGCGCACUAAGCAUGCUGAUAGUAUUGAUUUAGAGUUAGAAGUGGACCCUCUGAAUGUGGAUCACUUCUCCUGCACACCUCUGAUGUGGGCGUGUGCCCUGGGUCACCUGGAGGCAGCAGUGGUCCUGUACAAAUGGGACAGACGUGCCCUCGCUAUCCCAGAUUCUCUCGGCCGCUUACCCCUGUCGAUCGCCCGCUCUCGUGGCCACACCAAAUUGGCUGAAUGUCUGGAGCAGCUACAGAGGGAAGAGCAGCAGGCUCCAGCCCCUCUACCACCCACAACUCGCAUGUCCUUCUCCCCGGGCCCAGAUGCCCCCACCACAGACAGCUGGAUGGUCAGCUGGGCAAACGACAGUGUAGUCGCCCCCAGCAGCAAGAAAGGAGGUCCUGCCACCACUACAACCACAUCCAGCACCACCAGCCUCAACCCGGACCUGAGAAGGCCCAGGUCAGAGCCUUCCAACUACUACAGCAGCGAGGGCCAAAGAGACCUCCCACUAGCUAAAAAACAUAAACCCAACCCAGAACUCUCUCAGACGCGGCCUGAUAAGGCCAUGUCUGUUCCUCUGAGCCUGGAGCAGCAACAGCUCCACAAGCUGUCCUCUAGUCCCAAAAGCCUGUCCUCAGAGGGCCUGAGCUCAGACAAGAGCCUGUCUACAGGAGGCUGCACGGGGACAGUCAGAUGGACCUCGAGAGAGAGUUUCUCCAGCAGCGGCUUGGGGAGGAAGACCCUGGGGGUCGGUGGAGGCAGCAGCCUUGGGAAGGAGAAACUGGUCAACCGGUUGCGUCAGCGAGAGCAGCUCGGCAUGCUCGUGAUGGCAGACAGAGAAAUGGCUGAUGCAGAACUGUUAUCCUAUCGGGAAGAUCUGGAGAACCAGGACUGUCUCACACAGAUGGAUGACCUACAGGUGAACAUGAUGACUCUGGCUGAGCACAUCAUCGAGGCAACGCCGGAGAGAAUCAAGAGGGAGAACUUCACCGCUGCAGAGUCUGUGCCCUUAGACACGUCGGGGGUCAGCAACACCAUGAACUGGCUGGCCAACUACCUGGGAGAUGUGGAACAGCUGCCGAGCAUCAUACACCUGCGAUCUCUUUAUAAUGAACCCCUGACCCCAUCGUCCAACACCAGCCUCAGUCCUGGCGGGUCUCCGCUCAGAGAGACGCCCCUGGAGCGGUCCACACUCCCGUCCCCGGCUGACUGGAGUGAGUUCAUCAAUGCCUCCAACAGCAAGGUGGAGCGAGACCUGGCCCAGCUGACUCUGUCCGACCCAGAGCAGAGAGAGCUGUAUGAGGCCGCCCGCCUCGUCCAAACUGCCUUCCGCAAGUACAAGGGACGGCCGCUCCGAGAGCAACAGGAAGUAGCUGCUGCUGUUAUUCAACGUUGUUACAAGAAAUACAAACAGCUAACAUGGAUAGCCUUGAAGUAUGCACUAUAUAAGAAGAUGACGCAGGCCGCCAUCCUUAUCCAGAGUAAAUUUCGCAGCUACCACGAACAGAAGAAGUUCCAGCAGAGCAGGAGGGCGGCUGUGCUCAUUCAGCAAUACUACCGCAGCUACAAGGAGUUUGGGAGGCUGAAGCCCCACCACCGCGGGGCAGCUGCUGCCCUGGUGCAGCACAAACUGAGAGGUAGUCUGCUCACAAAGAGGCAGGAUCAGGCUGCCAGGAAGAUCAUGAGGUUCCUCCGUCGCUGUCGCCACAGCCCCUUGAUGGACCAUAGACUGUUCAAGCGGGGUGAAAGAAUUGAAAAGGGCCAGGGAACAUGAGACCCCUCAGAAGAGCCCCCUCGCGAUGUGACAUCACUCUCCUGACUCCUCUUUUUCUUUUUUCGUUUGUACCCAAGACAUUUUACAAGAGAAAUGGAAAAAAAACAUCAAUGCAAGCACUGCAAUUAUUACUACUUCUGCAGUGUUACUGGUUCAACUACUCUUACAUGUACAACAGCAUUUUUCACAUAUCUUUUCUCUCCACUGACUUGAUUUUGGUCAGAGAGUGGCAACUUCUAUGGGAUUAUAAACUCUAAGGGUCGGGGUGGGGGGGGCUUGCUGAACAUUUGCUUCAUGGCAUUUUUUGCACUUUUUCGUGGAUUGCUUUGUCUUUUUUUUUGGACGUGAAGAGGUUUUUGGACGAGAAGAGGAAGCGAACGCGGGACAUGUCCGAGGAGGUCUGUCACGCGCGAGGACCUGAAGAGAGACGUAAAUCACGGCUGCUGCAGAAGAUCUCAGAGGUUGGGGAGACCACGCAGAAACACUCUGGGCUCUAAUCGUAUUUCAUAUUUUUUUAAGUGACCAAUCAUUCGAGGACGGAUUUUUUUCAACCAAAUAUAUUGGUAACCCACGCGCUCAUUUCUACCACUGCUGUAGAUGAUGAUAUUCAAUUUAGCUCCACAGUUCCUCCUGUCCGACUGUGCUCUACCCCACCAGUCUGCCCACACGGGUGGAGCUACAAAUGAAUGUAGUCCGGGGUUUGACCAUGCAGAUGCACAUGGGGAAUAAAAUAUUUCUGUUUUGCCAUUUCUUAAAAAAACCCUAUGCUUUAUCGUAUAUAUUGUCACUUUAUUACUUGAAUUUGCUCCAUACUGUCCGAUGUAUUUGUUCCAUCACGUCUAAUGUAUUGAUGAUCUGUAUCUUCAGACUCUAUGUUGUUGAAUCCUACCAAGAAAAAAAAUGCAUGAAUUCUUGGCGAGAAAAGUCUUUGCUCGUGUGCUUAUGGUCUAGUCUUUCAGCCUAUUCUAUGAUUUUCUAUUUGUUCCCACUUUAGUGGCGCACACAUCCAUCUUCUCCUCCAUGAGUUCUAACAUCUCGGUAAUGAAGCUAUCCCUGUAUUGUCCAUUUUGUUUGAUAGAUUGCUCCUCUCGCACCUAACGAGAGAGAAGAACUUGCCUAUUUUGUGUUGUAACGGUUCUGGUCAUGCAGGUUAUUACUGUUCUUUUUAAAUGAACUUCAGAGCCUGUGAAGGCUUUUGAGGGGAAGAUCACAUACAUUGCCUUGACGUCUUAGAGAUUCUUUGAGGGGUCCCUAAGCUUGUCCCAAAAUAGGGGUUUGACAAAUCCAUAUUUUUGACAAUUGAGCGAUUUCUGUAUAUAAAGGAAGGCUGAAAGUACGUAGGAAAAAACAUUUACCCAAAAGGGAUUGUAUUUUAGAAAUAUAUUAUUUUAUUCAUUAAAAAUGGGUCAAAAACAGGUACGAGACAAAAACAGAAUAUUUGUAUAGUUUUGUUUGAAUGCCUAAGAAGUAUGGUUGUAUUGUUUGUAUAUAGUGUAAAUACCUGGGAUAAAAAUGAGCUAUGUGCAUGAAAAGUAUGAACAGAGUCAAAAGGGAAAAAAACAACAAAAGCAGUAGUGGCUAUGCUCUGUAAAGUUAAAACUAUUUCACUAUUAGAGUAUUUUAUUUUAUUUUGAUCGUUCUUGAGAAGAACAUUUUGCUAAAGCAUGAUAUUAAUGCAAUAUGAAAAAGUAAAAAAACUGUAUUUAGAGUUAGGAGAAGUCUGCAAAAUUAUCUUUAAAGUACGGUUACGUUUUAUUUAUUUUUUUCUUUUCUUUGUUUUGGGCUACCAAGAAAAUUUUGCCAAUGGUGCCAAGGUAUGUGAAUGCUAUAAUAGCUUAAGAAGAGAAUUAAGUUAAUUUGUUGCAGAACAGAUAAUCAUACAGUGAAAUACACACUAGCACUAAAGACCAUAAGAUCACAACUGGCAGAGGAUCAAUAGAUCAAU